AGCCGACACAUCUGGACCGGGUUUGUCUGGAUCCCGGGUCCUGCUGCAGUCUGGAUUAAAUUUAUUUCAUUUGUAUUUCUCUGAUCCUGGUCCUGGUUCAGAGUCUGAGGGGAGGGCAGGCAGUCUGGAUUAAAACUCAUCAGGAUCAUGAACACCCCCUCUCUGCUCCUCUAAUCUGGGUUUUACUGAGCUGGAUUUAAAUCUGGGAUCUGAUCUGGAUUACUCUGCUCCUGGUUCCGAUCGGGUCACAUCUGACCCGGUCUGCACCCGUCCUGAUCUUGGUGUGAUCUCGGAUCUGGUCCCAGUCCUCUCGGUCCUGGUGUGAGGAGAUCUGGUGUCAUCAUGCCGACGUCCCGGCCCGGAUCUGAGCCGGUGGAGUUCUGGGUGGACGGGUCCAGGAGGGACGGGACCGUGGAGGAGGUCUACAGUCUGAGUACCGAACUGGGCAGAGGAGCGACAUCCAUCGUGUAUCGCUGUGAGGAGAAACAGACCCAGAAGCCGUACGCUGUCAAAGUCCUGAAGAAAACGAUCGACAAGAAAAUCGUUCGUACUGAAAUCGGCGUUCUGCUGCGUCUCUCCCACCCAAACAUCAUCCAGCUGAAGGAGAUCUUUGAGACGGACACUGACAUCGCUCUGGUGCUGGAGCUGGUUACCGGAGGAGAGCUGUUCGACAGGAUCGUGGAACGCGGUUAUUACAGUGAGCGAGAUGCCGCUCAUGUCAUCAAGCAGAUCCUGGAGGCCGUGGCGUAUUUACACGAGAACGGCGUUGUGCAUCGUGACCUGAAACCUGAGAACCUGCUGUACGCCGACCUGUCGCUGGACGCUCCUCUGAAGAUAGCUGACUUUGGACUUUCCAAAAUCAUUGAUGACCAGGUGACCAUGAAGACGGUCUGUGGCACACCAGGUUACUGCGCUCCAGAGAUCCUGCGGGGAAACGCCUACGGCCCCGAGGUGGACAUGUGGUCAGUGGGCGUCAUCCUCUACAUCCUACUCUGUGGGUUUGAGCCCUUCUUUGACCCACGGGGGGAUCAAUACAUGUACAGCCGCAUCCUCAACUGUGACUACGAGUUUGUGUCUCCGUGGUGGGACGAGGUCUCUCUCAAUGCCAAGGAUCUGGUCAGUAAGCUGAUCGUCCUCGACCCUCACAAGCGCCUCAGUGUCCGAGAGGCCCUGCAGCACCCCUGGGUGCUGGGUAAAGCUGCUCGCUUCUCCCACAUGGACACCACCCAGAGGAAACUGCAGGAGUUCAAUGCUCGACGCAAACUGAAGGCAGCCAUGAAGGCCGUCGUGGCCACCAGUCGGAUGCAUGAGGGUUCGCGGCGUCGUACUGACAGCUGUGAGAUUCCAGGCUCAGGGACAUUGAGGCAGAGCAGCAUUCAGCAGGACCUGCCCCCUGAGUCUACAGGCCCUGCCCCCACAAACACGGAGGCCCCGCCAUCAGAUCAGCAGUCACCGCCGCAGGAAGACAAGUCAAAAAGUGCAGGCCAAAGUGCCCUCAGCCCCUCCCCUUCACACAGCCCCAAACAACCCAGCUGUGAUGUCACACCCACGGGCCCUGCACCCAUUAGGCCGCCGCUGCGGGCCGAUGGGCAGCGGCAGGCGUCUGUUGUCCCCAAAACUGUGCUGGGCCAGCCCCGGCUACCACAGAAGAGCUGCUCCAUGGUAGAGCCUGCCCCCAGGGUCGAAGCGACACCCACUCUGGCCACACCGCCCAGUCCCAACAGCCUCAGCAACGGCUUCAUGCCAGGAGCAGAGCCUACCUGUAAGACUGCCCACUGCCAGUGAUCACCUGACGCAAAGCAGAGACACUCCUCUCUGCUUCUGUUUGCCACAACCACAAAAAAAAAAACACAAAAAUGAUGCAGUUCUAUUAUCUUCUCUGCAAACAAAAUAAUUUAUUUGGACCAAAUUGCACCAGAAACUAAACUCUCUGCAACAUCUACAGCUGAAAUUUAAUCACCAACAACAACUUUGUUCCUGUUCUGUAGCUCUGCUGUCAUGCCACGUACUCACUGAGGGUUUGCUGAAUGUUGGUCUGGUUUCAAUGUGCAGGCUGGAGAUUACUCAAGAUAUGAGAAACAAAAACACAAUUGUUCCAUCAGGACUUAAGACAGACCAUGUCUUCUCUGCUAUUUUUACUGUGGUGAGAAAAAUAACACAACACGCUAAUACACACUAAUUGCCAAGGUAGCUAGCUAGUUUUACAUGAACAUGUUUGUUAUUCAAACAUCAUUUCAAUUUUCUUAUACAUAAAACUGACCAACUUCUAUCUGUUGGUCUGUCUGAGAAGUUGAAUACAUUUAGAGACGUUAAACUUGUUGAGUACUAAGAGAAGGAUUAGCAAAAUGCUCUUUCAGUAACUGCGUCAAAACAGUUUUUCCUGUCUGUUGUGUUUUUGUAGAUAAAUUAUUUAUCUCAUAUGUGAUUUUAAUGAUCAGGUAAUUAUUUGGUAUAUCUGUGUGCCUGUAGGAUUAUGACACAGACGUUUUUUCUAUUUAAAAAUAAAUCCUUUAAAUGUUCUUUAAAUGUUUUUUAAUUAUAAUAUAUAUUUCCUGUUAUCAUCUAAAACAAAGCAAAUAUUAAGUCAGUUCAGGUUAGCUAGCGUCUCUGAGCUAGCAUGCUAGUUUGUAAUUUGGAACAGUGCAGCAUUAACGUGAUUCAGAAAUGCUGCUUCAAUGAGUUUGUAGCUGUAAUUCUCACCCGCAUCUUGAGAAAAUAUACGUUAAAGCUCGGUCACACUAACAUUUAAAAUGGAAACUGAUAGUUAGUAAGCUAGCUAGCUGGGAGAUCUAUUGUGACAAGCUCUAGCAUAUUAGCAGUUAGCUCACCAGCUACAGUAGUUAUUGUGUUGAUGAAGUCUGACUUGGACUUUACUUCUGUGGCUUCUUAGCUUGAUAUAAACUCAUUUUACUGCUCAACUCAAACAAGUCCUAACCAAACUAUAAUGUCGUGUUUUGUCGCUCUUCUUACCGCAGUAACAAACAGAGAAAUUAACAUGUUUACAACUGAAACAAACUCCUCAGAAUCGAGAGUCAAGCUAAAUGUGGCACUUUGUCAGGUCACUAACUGCCAUUUCGUCUUUGAGAACAGGCCACUGCCACUUCAAAGGAGUCUAAUGUUUUCUCUCUGAGUGACAUGUUCAGAUAUCAGUCACAUGUCUGUGUUGCAAACAUUAGGUUAGCAUAAAAACUGGAAGCAGGGGAAACUGCUAACCUGGCUCUGUGACAAGUUAAGAAAUAAAUUUGCCAACACAUUUUAAGUUCAAAUGAGCACCUGUCUGGUUUGUUUAAUCUGUACACAAGAAAAAUAAUAAUGUCAUUGUGCGCUGUAGUCAGAGACAGAAGAAUGGAUUCACUGUUGUUAAUUAAGAAAUAGUUCCAGCUGUAACUUUACAUUUCAGUUUGUGUACGAAUUAAUUACAGACAUGUUAAUCAGUGAUCUUAAUAGGAGUCGGCAGGUGCCUUUUUUAACUUUGGACAGAGCUGACAGCCUACAAAAGAGAUGUAUGAACACGCAGAAUGCAGAUGGUGGCAACAUCAUAUUUCAUGACAGAUUGUUGCUCGUCCUUCAGGGCGUUCACAUGUUUAUAGGACCAAGUCUGCGGUUUGUUUUGAACAUGUAAUAAUAGGUUUGAACAGAAAUAACCUUAUGUUACAAACUGUUACAUUAACCUUCAGAUCCGCGGUUCGACCACAGGAUGACCCAGGAUGAAGGGA
Molecule: messenger RNA, 3716 nt
Organism: Thunnus maccoyii (southern bluefin tuna)
Lineage: Eukaryota; Metazoa; Chordata; Actinopteri; Scombriformes; Scombridae
Product: calcium/calmodulin-dependent protein kinase type IV
Exons: 11
Coding region: 343-1785 (480 amino acids)
Biological process (GO): protein phosphorylation
Molecular function (GO): calmodulin binding; ATP binding; calcium/calmodulin-dependent protein kinase activity
Source: RefSeq, a predicted model, not a curated record